GUGAGAUGAAAGGCAGAAAGGGAUAGGAACUGGUUGAAUGGACACAGGAAAUCUGGGGUGGAAUGGAGGAGUGUGCUGUCACAUUAUAGGGAUAGUAACUAGAGUCACAUAACAAUGUGUGUAUAAAUUUUUGUAUGAGAAAUUAAUCUGAGCUGUAAACUUUCACCUAAAGCACAAUAAUAUAUAUAUAUUUCAGUUGUUGAGAGUUCUAAAGGAAAACAUAUGUAUAAAUUACUCAUUUAGCUACAAAGAUUUUCAAAUUUCUAAUUUUUACUGUUUUUCUUUCAAAACAGAUCUUGUUCUUCUUCCCUCUGUCAUCUUUUUUUAAUUAUAAAUCAUGAGGGACGAAGAUAAAGCAGUUGAAUGUUCAGAUUCAGAACCUUCCACAGAGGUGAGUCACACAGCCUCUGCUCAUCAAGAAACUUGAUGAGGUAAAUCUCAUCAAGAGGAGACAGUUAUGAACCUCAGGAGUAUAGAUGGAAAUGAACCAACCGAAGAACGUAACCUGAAUAGCAGUGAAAAAAAGCUACAAGAAACACCAACUGCAUCAAAUCAUCUGCAGAGACUGAGACAAGCAUUUGCUUGCCCUCCACAUGGAUUACUGGCUAGAAUAAUAACAAAUGGCAUGCUGCUUACUGGGUUUCUCAUCAGAAAUAUCCCAGGCAUCAGUGAUUUUCUGCUCAUCGAGUACAAGUUGUCUUCCUUUUUGAGAAGCGCAGCCCUGUCUAUCAUGUUGGUUCAUGCCGGCCUUAGACUGGAUUCACAGGCCCUGAUGAAGCUGAAGGGUGUCUACGUGAGACUAUCCAUGGGUCCUUGUCUUGUGGAGGCAGGCACUUCUGCUCUUCUUGCCCACUUCCUAAUGGGUUUACCAUGGCGAUGGGGAUUUAUACUGGGUUUUGUUUUAGGCGCUGCAUCUCUAGCCAUUGUGGUGCCUUCAAUGCACUGUUUGCAGGAAGAAGGCUAUGGUGUUAAAAAAGAUGUCCCGACCUUACUCAUGGCUGCCGGCAGCUUCAAUGACAUCCUAGCCAUCACGGGCUUUUACUCCUGCUUGGGCAUAGCAUUUUCCACAGGCUCCACAAUUUUUAAUGUCCUCAGGGGAAUUUUGGAAGUGGUAAUCGGUGUGGCAGCUGGAUCUCUUCUUGGAAUUUUUAUUCGUUACUUUCCAAGCAGUGACCAGUGGAUUCUUGAGUGCAAGAGAGCAGUCCUUGUUUUGGGGUUCUCUAUGCUAGCCGUUUUCAGCGGCGUGCAUUUUGGUUUCCCUGGGUCAGGAGGAAUGUGCUCAUUGGCCAUGGCCUGCAUUGCAGGCACGGGAUGGACAACCAAAAAGGAAGAGGCUAAAAGAAUUAAAGAUGCCUGGAUCAUUUUUCAGCCCCUUCUUUUUGGACUGAUUGGAGCAGAGAUGUCUAUUGCAUCUCUCAGACCAGAAACUGUUGGGUGCAUUAGGACCUGUGGCUUUGGACAUAGCAAGAACAUAUGGAGACACACAACUGGAAGACUGUGGAAUGGCUGUGUUGACAGUGGCAUUUUUAGCCAUCCUUAUUACAGCCCCAAUUGGAAGUCUCCUUAUUGGCUUGCUGGGCCCCAGGCUUCUCCAAAAAGCUGA
Loxodonta africana (African savanna elephant) is the source of this 1603-nucleotide messenger RNA. Its product is annotated as sodium/hydrogen exchanger 9B2-like. Gene Ontology annotation, molecular function: antiporter activity. Gene Ontology annotation, biological process: proton transmembrane transport. Gene Ontology annotation, cellular component: membrane. The transcript is spliced from 9 exons. NCBI's taxonomy places the organism in Eukaryota, Metazoa, Chordata, Mammalia, Proboscidea, Elephantidae. The record is from RefSeq and is a predicted model, not a curated record.